UUUUUUUUAUGGGUUAAAAUACAGUGAGGGCCAGAGAGAUGAGUAACUUGGCCUAGACAACUACUAACUGCAAGAAUGAAGCUCUAGUUUAAGGACAAAAACGAUCUAGGAAUCCAACGGGUGCCAAGCUACACUGACUGUUUUUAGAAAGAGCUACUGGAAAAUGCUUGCCUAAACUUUGGAGGAAAAUGUGCAGUCAGCUUUCGCUUCAGGGCGGGGCUGGGGUGAAGUCUGGCAGCCUUUCCACGGCUGGGCUCUCCCUGUCCUACAUACCCCCACCCUCCUCCCUUCGCUUUCUUCCCUUCUCUUCCCCUUCGCGCCACCAACGUGACUCCAAGCCAGAAGCCAGUUAGCAGCUGGAGUCCACACUACCGCAACAUCAACCGGUUGACUAGCCCUGCGCCGGCCAGAAGUGGCGCCCAGCGUGACGUAACCCGCGCGCCUUCAAUCUUGAGGCCAGAGGGCGGGGCCACAGGAGCUUGCUGGGCAGGGGCGGGGCCUGCCAGGCUCUCCGGGGGCCGGGCUCUGGGCUGACUACUCGGGUUUAGGGUAGGGAUUGUCAACUGGGGGAGGAGCCCGGAUGGACGAACUGACAACUGAGUGGUUGACUCAGUGAUGGGGAGGAUGUCACCUAGUUGGUGGACAAGCUGGGGGCCUAGAGUCUCCAGGAUGGGGUCCAGGGUGCCUGGAGAGGUUCCUGUCUACCAGGCUGUGCGGCCAGGUUCGCUAUCCAGGGAAAGAGCUUGCCUGGGAUCUCGCAGCAUUGCUUAGCUAAUUGGUCGGGGGCGGGUCCAGGUUGUCGCUGGUCGGGAGGUGGAGCCUGUUUGACUGACGGACAGGGGGCGGGGCCUGCCUGUUGGCCAGCCGUGGGAUGGGCUUGUUUGGCCAGCAAUGGGCGUGGCCUGGCUGGCUGACCGACCGGGGGCGGGGCCUGGGCCGCGGCCGCAAUCCGGGCCUCCAGGACUUUCGCUGCCAGCGCCGUCGGUCGGGUGGCCUGGGUCACUCCCCUCAGUGGGGCCGAGUGCUGGCCUGCCUGACAGCCGCGGCCCUAAGCCGAGGGGUAGCGCGGUGACUGAGAUUGGGUCUGCUGUGCGGCAGGAUGCUGGGGUCUGUGCGUGCGGUGUGAGGCGGCGGCGCUGGGCGGCGGGCCGGGCCGGGGCCGCUCAUGGUGCCGCCACGACUCCAUCGAGGGGCAGGAAGGCCAGGUAGGCGGUGGGCCGGCGACCGCGGCCAUGGAGGACGGGUCAGAGUCCUCUCACCCCUCACAAGGCAAGAGGCUCGGUUUUCCUCACGUCUUUUCCUCACCAAGAGGCGAUUUCCCUGUCCCAGCUGUUUUCUGUUGUCCUCUCAUACUGCAGCCAGGGUGUAGUGACUGGGCGUGUGGGGAGCGAGGAUGAUCUUGGUCCUCACAUGAGGGGAGUGGAACCUCGCACAUCACUUCCUGUCAGCGAGCCGAAUCCCCUGGAGAUGGGGGGUGGGCUGAGCUCUUCACCUCCAUUUAGACAGGUAUCUGCUCGCUUUGCCCGCAUUGCAUUUGAGGAUCUCAGAGAAGCCCUCGCCACAAGACUGCAAAUGGUUUAUGUGUUUAUCAUGAACCGUGUGAAUUCCCAGAGCAGUGGCUUCAGUCAGCGCAGGCGAAUGGCCCUGGGGAUAGUGAUUCUCCUGCUGGUUGAUGUGAUAUGGGUGGCGUCCUCAGAACUCACCUCAUAUGUCUUCACGCAAUACAACAAGCCAUUCUUCAGCACCUUUGCGAAAACAUCCAUGUUUGUUCUCUACCUUUUGGGCUUCAUUAUUUGGAAGCCUUGGAGGCAACAGUGUACAAGAGGAUUUAGAGGAAAGCCUGCUGCUUUUUUUGCAGAUGCUGAAGGUUACUUUGCUGCUUGCACAACAGACUCAAGUAUGAGUAGUUCUUUGAGUGAACCUCUGUAUGUUCCUGUCAAGUUUCAUGAUCUUCCAAGUGAGAAGCUUGAGAGCACAAACAUUGGGACCGAAAAACCUCCCAAGAAGUCCCGUGUAAGGUUUAGCAAUAUCAUGGAGAUUCGACAGCUCCCAUCAAGCCAUGCGUUAGAGGCCAAGCUGUCUCGAAUGUCUUAUCCCACUGUGAAAGACCAAGAAUCCAUACUGAAGACUGUAGGGAAAUUGACUGCAACCCAAGUAGCAAAAAUUAGCUUUUUUUUUUGCUUUGUGUGGUUUUUGGCAAAUUUGUCAUACCAAGAAGCACUUUCAGAUACACAGGUUGCCAUAGUGAAUAUUUUGUCUUCAACUUCUGGACUUUUUACUUUAAUCCUUGCAGCUGUAUUUCCGAGUAACAGCGGAGACAGGUUUACCCUCUCUAAACUAUUAGCUGUAAUUUUAAGCAUUGGAGGCGUGGUGCUGGUGAACCUGUCUGGAUCUGAAAAGUCUGCUGGAAGAGACACGAUAGGUUCCAUUUGGUCCCUUGCUGGAGCUAUGUUCUAUGCUGUCUACAUUGUGAUGAUCAAGAGAAAGGUAGACAGGGAAGAUAAAUUGGAUAUUCCAAUGUUUUUUGGGUUUGUAGGUCUGUUUAAUCUGCUGCUCUUGUGGCCGGGCUUCUUUUUACUUCAUUAUACUGGCUUUGAGGACUUCGAGUUUCCCAAUAAAGUGGUACUGCUGUGUAUCAUUAUCAACGGCCUCAUUGGAACAGUUCUGUCCGAGUUUCUGUGGUUAUGGGGCUGCUUUCUUACCUCAUCGUUGAUAGGCACACUUGCACUAAGCCUUACGAUACCUCUCUCCAUCAUAGCGGACAUGUGCAUGCAAAAGGUGCAGUUUUCUUGGUUAUUUUUUGCAGGCGCUAUCCCUGUAUUUUUUUCAUUUUUUAUUGUUACUCUCCUAUGCCAUUAUAAUAAUUGGGAUCCUGUGAUGGUAGGAGUCAGAAGAGUUUUUGCCUUUAUAUGCAGAAAACAUCGAAUUCAGAGAGUUUCAGAAGACAGUGAACAGUGCGAGAGCCUCAUUUCGAUGCACAGCGUUUCUCAGGAGGAUGGAGCUGCUUAGCUGCUGUGGUCUGUAGUCAGUUUAAUGGAACAUUCUACAGUGAAGAGACAAUCUGGCGAGUUCUUUGUAGAGGUGUUUCAGUGCCUAGUCUGAGCAGGAGCCAUUUCAGUUCUUUGAAAGUCUCCAUCGUCCACACGUGUGCCUCUUCUUCAGGGUGAAGGGCGUUCCCUGUAGUGCGUGCAGUCCAGUUGCUGUCCAGGACCAGCCUGCCUUACGUGUCCGUUCAGUUAAGGAAUAGGUGGACCAUUCAAGGAACGGGAUUCCUUUGGGGACCCUGUUUAACAUACUUCCCAGUGUCCGGGAGCUCACCUACGUGAGAUGAGCAUUUCUGACGGCGGGUGCCAGCCUGCACGCCUGCAGUGGUGCAGGCUCUGGUUUGAGUUUGGUAGAUGGCCAAGUGAGCACUCAGAAGAAAUGUUAGUGUGGCAAGUGUGCUCAUGCGAGGUUGGUGGCACUUAGAGGGUGGGUGGGCACCUGAGAAGACCUGCUCUGAGCACUGCACGCUGGGGUCCUCCCUGCUGUCUGGGGCCUUCUAUCUUAAAAACCAUGACAAGCCGUAACAGUUUUAAAGGGAAGACUUGUGAACUGGAAAAUCAUGUAUUCUAAAGGCUGUGUGGCUAUAAAUUAGUUGAGAAAGCUCUGUUUCAUUUAGAGUUUUAAAGGAAUAUUCUCUCUUCAAUUAAGAAAUUUUCAUAAUGGAAUGGUUUAAAUUGAAGUGAUAAAGAAUAUUAUUAGAAUAAAAUGUUUGUAUAUGUAUUUGUGUAUUAAAGAUGUAUUGAGUAAUUUUGUAUUUUUCACAUAUAAAUGUGCUAAAUUACUCUAAAACUGGGUGCUGCUUCCUUAAAUAAUCUUACUUUUCCUAAGUAAAUUUAAAUGGUUAAAAUAAAAAAGAAAGGCAAAUAAAAACUGCUUAAAGGAUGA
Rattus norvegicus (Norway rat) is the source of this 3930-nucleotide messenger RNA. Lineage: Eukaryota; Metazoa; Chordata; Mammalia; Rodentia; Muridae. The record is from RefSeq and is a predicted model, not a curated record.